GAGAAAUACAGAGAAUUUCCUCCCAAAUAAUUCUUUCAUGGUAUCGGAGCCAAAACCCUAGAAAUUUUCUGCGACUACUGUUCACGAUCGCCCGGCAUGGCGUCCAUCGAUCGUUGCUCAGUUUCAGUCAGUUGUUGCUGUUGCCGGAUAACGGAAUGGUCGACCGUUGCUCUAGAACGGUCGAGCACGGCGACUGUCCCGUCGGCAGAUUGUUUGGAUGAUGUUGCUGUUCAUUCUUCCGCCACCGACGUACGCCCCUUUGCUACCGCCAUGACCGAUGAACAACCAAGGAAGAUGUUUUCGCCUGAAGAAGAGGAUAAUCAUGAGAGGGGAACCUCUCUGUUUCCAAAUUUUGAUAAUUUGACUCCAGAACAGUGGAAUGCUGUUCGACACGUUUUCUCCCUAUCACCGUUUGUUUCUAGUAUGAAGUUUUCAAGUAUUCCUGUAUCUCCGUGUUGGAUUAUAGAUACUGGGACAUCAAAUCAUAUGACUAGUGAUAUUUCUUUAUUGCAUGAUGUCGUGGGAAUAUCAUCGUGUGCAUCUCUUGAUACAGGAAGUACAAAUGAGGUUAGCUCUUAUGAUGAAUAUGAAGAACUGCGGAUGGAAGAACAGAUGGACAAUUCCAGGAGGAACGGUCGACCGGAGGAAAGUGGCAGAACAGACCGGCUACAGACGGUCGACCUGAUGGACCGUUCCGAUGUCCACGGUCGACCAUCCGAGAGCGGCAACACCAAGGACAACGACGACAUCCGGCUGGCGAGGAGGGCUUCGACCGUGAUGGAGAAACCUAUAGACCCAGGCCAAAAUUAGACCCCAUCUAGAGUGACGAGCUGAGUCUGAUCCGCUAAGUUGGCUAAAUAAGGUGCUAUCGAAGAGAGAUUGAUUUUCCUAUUCCAUGCGAGCUUGAAAAGUCACCUACAGCAAGCAAAGAGAUCGCUGUGAUAAACCCUAGACUGACUCUUUCCGAGUCCUUUGCCAUGGUGGAAUGGUUCGAUGCUACACGGGAUCGGGUUGAUAUGUUACUAAGCCACUAUCCCGACUUACACCUUGAGGACAAGGUAGGUUUUGAACCGGGAGGAGAUGUAUGGAUAUUAUGGGUCAUCCU
Molecule: messenger RNA, 1105 nt
Organism: Cuscuta campestris
Lineage: Eukaryota; Viridiplantae; Streptophyta; Magnoliopsida; Solanales; Convolvulaceae
Source: the annotation of a GenBank genome assembly